AUGAGGACUCCUACUCUUGCACGGUUGCCGUACCGUGCGGUGUCUGGCUUGACCAGCACUACCCGUUUCCAGUCCCAGACCUUCCUGCGUUUGCGAUGCGCAUCCACGGCCGCUUUGCGGCCCUCCGGUGUCGCGCCGGCUUAUCAGUCGGUCAUGAGGCAAUGGGAGCAGCGACGCAAUGCUGCCUCUGCUGCUGCUUCUGCAGUUCUCGAGGCCGCUGCGGCCAGCCCGGACAGUCUGUCGCAGGCCGCGAUUAUCGACAACCUUGACCCCAUUGAGGCUGCCCGUUUGGACAAAGUUCGGAACAUCGGUAUUGCGGCCCAUAUCGACAGUGGUAAGACCACUUGUACCGAACGAGUCCUCUUCUACACUGGUCGAAUCAAGGCUAUCCACGAGGUCCGCGGUCGUGAUGCUGUCGGUGCCAAGAUGGACUCUAUGGAUUUGGAGCGUGAGAAGGGUAUUACCAUUCAAUCUGCUGCCACCUUCUGUGACUGGGUCAAGAAGGAUAAGGAGGGCGUUGACCAGAAGUACCACAUCAACUUGAUUGACACCCCCGGUCACAUUGAUUUCACCAUCGAGGUCGAGAGAGCGCUGCGCGUUCUUGACGGAGCCGUUAUGAUCCUGUGUGCCGUGUCCGGUGUUCAGUCCCAGACCAUUACCGUCGACCGUCAAAUGCGCCGUUACAACGUUCCCCGUAUCUCCUUCGUCAACAAGAUGGAUCGUAUGGGUGCCAACCCGUUCAAGGCCAUUGAGCAGAUCAACACCAAGCUGAAGAUGCCCGCCGCCGCCGUUCAGGUUCCCAUCGGUGCCGAGGACGAGUUCGAGGGCGUUGUUGAUCUGAUCCGCAUGAAGGCUCUCUACAACAAGGGCGAGAGUGGUGAGGAGAUCUUUGAGACCGAUGAAAUUCCCGACAAGGUCAAGGAGAUCGCACAGGAGCGCCGGGCUAUGCUCAUCGAGACCCUUGCCGAUGUCGAUGAUGAGAUUGCUGAGAUCUUCCUGGACGAGGCUGAGCCUACCGAAGACCAGCUGCGUGCUGCUAUUCGCCGCGCCACCGUUGCCCUGAAGUUCACUCCCGUCUUCAUGGGUUCCGCUCUGGCCAACAAGUCUGUUCAGCCCAUGCUUGACGGUGUCGUUGACUUCCUGCCCAACCCCGCCGAGGUUGAGAACCUUGCUCUUGACCAGAAGCGCAACGAGGCUUCCGUGAAGCUUGUCCCUUACAACUCUCUUCCCUUCGUCGGCUUGGCUUUCAAGCUGGAGGAGAGCAACUUCGGUCAGCUGACCUACAUUCGCGUGUACCAGGGUACCCUCCGCAAGGGUUCCAACGUGUUCAACGCCCGCAACAACAAGAAGGUUAAGGUCCCCCGUAUUGUGCGUAUGCACUCCAACGAGAUGGAGGAGGUCAGUGAGAUCGGUGCCGGUGAAAUUUGCGCCGUGUUCGGUGUUGAGUGUGCCUCCGGUGAUACCUUCACCGACGGACAGCUUGGUUACAGCAUGUCUUCCAUGUUCGUUCCCGAGCCUGUCAUCUCGCUUUCCAUCAAGCCCAAGCAGACCAAGGAUGCCGCCAACUUCUCCAAGGCCAUGGCCCGUUUCCAGCGUGAGGACCCGACCUUCCGUGUGACCUACGACAGCGAGAGUGAGCAGACCAUUAUCUCCGGUAUGGGUGAGCUGCACCUUGACAUCUACGUCGAGCGUAUGCGCCGUGAGUACCGUGUCGACUGUGAGACUGGUCAGCCCCAGGUUGCCUACCGUGAGACCAUCGGCAGGCGUGUCGACUUCGACCACUUGCUCAAGAAGCAGACUGGUGGUGCUGGUGACUAUGCCCGUGUCAUGGGAUGGAUGGAGCCUACCGGCGCUCUCGAGGACAACAAGUUCGAGCAGCAAAUUGUCGGUGGCAGUAUUUCCGAGAAGUUCUUGUACGCUUGUGAGAAGGGUUUCAACCUCUCUUGCGAGAAGGGUCCUCUUAUCGGCCACAAGGUUCUCGGUACCUCUAUGGUCAUUAACGAUGGUGCCACUCACAUGACUGAUUCGUCCGAAAUGGCCUUCAAGAACGCUACUCAGCAGGCCUUCCGUAAGGCUUUCGUGGAGAGCAACCCUGCCGUCCUGGAGCCCUUGAUGAAGACUGUUGUUACUGCCCCGUCUGAGUUCCAGGGUGACGUGAUUGCCCUGCUGAACAAGCGUGGUGCUACCAUCAACGACACUGAGACUGGUGUUGAUGAGUUCACCAUCUAUGCCGACUGCAGUUUGAACGGCAUGUUCGGCUUCAGCUCCAACCUUCGCGCUGCCACCCAGGGCAAGGGUGAAUACACCAUGGAGUUCAGCCACUACGAGAAGGCUCCCCCACAAGUCCAGAAGGAGCUCAUUGCCAAGUACCAGAAGGCUCAGGCCGACCGGAACAAGAAAUAA
Penicillium cataractarum is the source of this 2403-nucleotide messenger RNA. Its product is annotated as elongation factor G. Gene Ontology annotation, molecular function: GTP binding; GTPase activity; translation elongation factor activity. Bases 1 to 2403 code for a protein of 800 amino acids. Gene Ontology annotation, biological process: mitochondrial translational elongation. The record is from RefSeq and is a predicted model, not a curated record. Lineage: Eukaryota; Fungi; Ascomycota; Eurotiomycetes; Eurotiales; Aspergillaceae. The transcript is spliced from 4 exons. Gene Ontology annotation, cellular component: mitochondrion.